GCGGCUGACAUCGCCGCAAGUUAUGGGGGAAGUACCAUGCAGGACUACUAAUAUGCAGGCGGAAUCAAAUCGCAUCGCCAAUGCCUCAGGCCGUGCCGCACCGCCUAGCAAGUGCGAAAAAAAUUGGGCCAACAUUUUGACUGUCGCUAUGCAGGAUAGAGGAUACAUUGAAUGCAAGAAAGGUAGAGCACCGCAGAUCCUGCAUGCUGCCAUCUAGGUUGGUGUUAUGGUUAACUUUGGUAUAUCC
This is a messenger RNA of Babjeviella inositovora NRRL Y-12698, 247 nucleotides long. RefSeq lists its product as uncharacterized. The transcript has a single exon. The coding region runs from base 53 to 217 and encodes 54 amino acids. Lineage: Eukaryota; Fungi; Ascomycota; Pichiomycetes; Serinales. The record is from RefSeq and is a predicted model, not a curated record.